This is a messenger RNA of Adelges cooleyi (spruce gall adelgid), 3580 nucleotides long. RefSeq names its product symplekin (gene Sym). The record is from RefSeq and is a predicted model, not a curated record. The transcript has 17 exons. Lineage: Eukaryota; Metazoa; Arthropoda; Insecta; Hemiptera; Adelgidae. The coding region runs from base 159 to 3473 and encodes 1104 amino acids. Gene Ontology annotation, cellular component: mRNA cleavage and polyadenylation specificity factor complex.
ACAUAUUUGAUAUUAUUAAAAAAAUUGACUUUAUAGAAUUAUCGUUGAAAAUGUUUGUACUUUAUAAUACCGACUACCGACAUUAACAAGGAAAUGCAAUAAUUAUUAAAAAUUACAAUGAUAAUAACUUAAAAUUGUAGAGUUGAAUAAGUAGAAAAAUGUUACGCGUAGAUCAAUCUUAUAAUCCUGCAGAACAGGUGACCAACAUAUUAAAUGAAGCUGCUGUAGCUGCGGAUGACAAAAAACUUGAACUGUUGUUCAAAGCAAAGGAAAUAAUAGUGUACCAAGAACCAAAAUUAUUGCCACAAUUUAUUGAUGAUGUUAUUGCUUACCAAAACAAUCACAGUACACCAGUUCGAAAAUUCGUUGUGGGCUUUAUUGAAGAAUGCUGUAAUAAAGAAAAAUCUAACGUAUGUAUUACUUUACCAAAUUUACUCGUUCUACUGAAGGAUCGUUCUCAUAUUGUCCAGAAAAGAGUAAUUCAAGCCGCUUGUGUUGUUUAUCGCACUGGUCUACAAUGGAUAUCAAUGACAGAUUUGCCUAGUUCUGAUAUAGCCAAUGUUUGGCAAGAUCUAUCUAACUUGAAAUCUUAUGCUAUUAAUAUGGUCGACAAUGAUAAUGAAGGCAUCCGCACACAAGUAAUUAAAUUCAUGGAAAUGGUUAUCCUAGUACAAACCUACAAAUGUGAAGGAGGUGUUGAUAUAAAACACGAUAUGUCAUUAGAAGACAUACCUUUAACUCUUAAAGUUACACGAAGAAGAAGACUCGAGGAUGAAGCCAAAGUGGUAUUUGACCUUCUUUCACGAUUUGUUCAUUCUGGUAAUGUUUGUUGCGCCAACUUAAUUACCUGUAUGAGAUCAUUAAUAGUGAUAGCAAAAUUACGUGUUUCAUUCAUUGGAAAAGUAUUAGUGGUGUUAGAAACUCUACCUAAAAACAUGCCAAGUUCUUUAACUACAAGUCAAUCAAUUUCUGUGAACAAAAAUUUAAAGCAACAGUUGUUGAGUUUAUUACGAAUUCCUGCUUCAACAGAACACCAACAAACUAUUGGGAAAAUUUUGUUGGAUAUUGGUGCUACUAACCAAGAAAUUAUUAAAGCUCUUCAAGUAUUAUCAAAAAAUGAAGAUAGUAAAAAAUUACUACGCUCAUUAAAACGCAAAAAUGAUGAUAAAGAAGAUCGUAAAUUAGAUAAAGAGGAUAUUCCAGAUAAAAAAAGGUGUACUGAAAGUUUAGUAAAACUUGACCCAGAAUUAGUUAAAACAUGGAUUCUCGAAAGAUUUUCCUCACAAACUGUUGCUGAACUAGUUAUGGCUUUCAUGGUUAAAUUACCAUCAAAAAUGCCAUCUUCUUUUCAGUCAAAUUAUACUCCAAUAUCUGCUGCUGGUACUGAUAGCCAGAUUAAACAUUUAGCUGAGAUUUUGACUGCUCAGGUAUGUUCCUCGAAUGUUCCUAUACCCGAGUUAAAUACAUGCAAACUACACGAUACUGAAGCAUCGGAGAUUAUUAAGGAAGGAAUUAUUAAAAAUAAUGAUAAUGAAGAAAAUAUGUUUUUGUCUAUGCCUGCUGAAUUAAAUGUAAAAAUGUAUCGCAUCGACUCCACUGAAGCGGAAAAACUCGCACAUGACGCUUUAUUAAGGAUUUUGGGAACAGGCAAACUUGUAAUGUCAAAAACAUGUAAGGAGAUACGCCUUAAAGCCAUAUCUCGAAUGGCAGUCAUGUGUAAUGAUGAUUUUCGUAAUACUAUACUUGAUUAUAUUGAACUGGAUAUGGCAAACAAUUUAAAUUUAUGUUUAUCGUGGUUGUACGAAGAGUACAGUAUGAACCAAGGUUUCACUAAGCUACCUACAAUGUUUAGAAAUUCAUUGUCAUCUGAACAGAAUUAUAAUACAGUUUUGUGUUCAUUAAUCAGAGCUGCUUUAAAUAUUGAAAACCUUAAAGAAAAAGAAGAUAUUCUAACUGCUCUUUACAUAGAAAGUCCAAAUAUCACUGAUGAUGCUGUUGACAUUUUGAAAGAUAUAUGUAGUAAACAUACUUUUGGUCUUUAUAUCCUCAAUGAACUAGUGACAAAAAGACCACCAAGACAACUAGUAUAUUUAAAUGCUCUUCUAUUUUACACAUCACACAAUGAUAUUGAAUUACGUCAAAUUGCAUUGAAUUAUACUAGCAAGCUUUACAAGAACAAUGAUCUUAAAAAUAUUAUCGAAGAAUAUGCUACUUUUUAUUUGGGUUUCCUAAGAUUACCUCAACCACCAGAUGUACUCUUUGGUCAAGAAAGUGGUCGUCUCAUUAAAUCUGAAAUUUGGGACGAUGACUCAACAACAGCGUGCUUAUACCUAUACUUUAUGCUUACUGCAAAUAACUAUGAAUUGAUUCACGAGUUAGCAUCGGUGUUCGUUCAUGCAAAAGGAGAAGUGAAACGUUCAAUCAUAAAACUUUUGCCACAGCCUAUUCAAAAUAUGCCUAUGAAUUCGCCAGAAAUGUUUAGACUCCUUGAAGACAUUCCUAAAGGUGCUGAAACAAUGGUACUUCGAGUAUUACAUAUUGCUACUGAAAAAGAAAUUCCUUCAAUUGAAUUAGUCUCCAAGGUGAAGAAAUUAUAUGACAACCAGUUGGUGGAAGUACGGUUCUUAGUACCAAUUAUGUCCGGGUUAGACAAAAAAUACAUUUUAAAUGUUUUGCCACAGUUGAUAAAACUCAAUCCAAAUGUAGUAAAAGAGGUAUUUAAUAGAAUAUUGGGAAUAAAUACUUCAAAUUCCAAUACUAAUCCUUCAGUGAGCCCUGCUGAACUGUUAAUAGCAUUGCACACAAUGGACACAGAUCCCAACGAUCUCAAAUUCAUUAUUAAAGCUACAUCGCUAUGUUUUGCUGAAAAGUCCGUGUUUACACAAGAAGUUUUGGCAAUUGUAAUGCAGAAUCUUAUGGAAGUAAACCCUUUACCGACUUUAUUGAUGAGAACAGUUAUACAGUCUCUAUCUACUUACCCUCGAUUAAUUGGCUUUAUAAUGAAUAUACUUCAAAGGCUUAUUUUAAAAAAAGUUUGGUAUCAAAAAACCCAGUGGGAAGGAUUUAUUAAAUGUUGUCAAAAAACCAAACCCAAUAGUUUUCAAGUACUAUUACAGUUGCCACCAGAACAACUUGAAAAUGUACUAAGUACAUGUCCAGAAUUAAGACGGCCUAUAUUAGAUCACGUUCUUAGCUUCACCGAAGUGCAACGUUCCCACAUUCGCCAAGCAACAAUGGAUAUAAUAUUUGGUAAAGGACUGGAUGUACCACUGUAUCAAGAGGUCAAGGUAAAACCAGAACCGGCUGAUAAGUCAUCUACGCAAUCUGUUCAUUUUAUUACUCCUGCUACUUCCAAUACUACUACUGCUAAGAAACUACCACAAAAGCUAACAUCGGAAACACUAUCUAAUUUGAGAGAAGAAGAACUUAGACCUCCAGGCGAAGGAGACGACGACCCAAUGCAGGAUAUUUGAUUUGAAAAUUACACUAAAUAGUUUUAGCACUUUCAUCUGAAAAAUUCGUUUUAUUAUACAAUUAUACAAUGUAGUUCAUAAUUAAAAGCUUAAACAUUUUGUUUAUA